GAUAAAGAAAAUCAAAAAGUGAAUCAGCAUUUAAUGACUCGCUGUGCAUUGUGGGCUCGCCCUCGCUCCCCACGCACGUGGAUCCGGAGUCAACAUGGUGCUCGUGUUCGAACAUCUACCACUGCGUCGUCAGCUUGACCAGACUGAUGUCACGCCGAUGAGAUAGCCUCCACACCCGGCUACGUGUGCAGGUUGGAUUCACUCUUCCAUCACCUCCCUUCCCCUCCUUAACCUGCUUUCUAAAAUAUGGCCAGCGGAGAUGACGAUGACCCCAUUAUAGAGGAGAUUGAUGUCUAUCUUGCCAAAAGCCUUGCAGAGAAGCUUUAUCUACUCCAGUACCCCGUGCGACCAUCCACCAUGACCUACGACGAUGUCAACCUUUUGGCUGCUAAGAUCAAACCCAAGCAGCAACGGGUGGAGCUGCAGAUGGCCAUGGACACCAAGAGCCCCAACUACUGUCGCAGCAAGGGCGAGCAGAUAGCGCUGAAUGUGGACGGCACCGGCUACGAGGAGAGCAACACCUAUUCAGUGAAAAUGAUGGACAAUCAGACCUUCUCGUCCAUCCAGGCAACCACCAACACUUCCCGAUACGCCGCUGCCAUCUUCAGAAAAGGUGAACUUCAUGUGACGCCGCUGACCGGAAUCCUUCAGAUGAGGCCCAGCUUUGCGUACCUGGACAAGGCCGACAACAAAACCAGGGAGCGAGAGGCGGCCAACGAAGGUGGAGACUCGUCCCAGGACGAAGGCGAGGAGGAAGCCAAGGCCAUUUCGGUGAGGUUUGCUCGGCCCGAGUCGGAGCAGGCGCGCCAGAGGAGGAUCCAGUCGUACGAGUUCCUUCAGAAGAAGCAGGCGGAGGAGCCCUGGAUCCACCUGCAGUACCACGGCAUCAAGGAUGGGCGUUCUGAACACGAGAGACAAUAUUUGUUCUGUCAGCGUGUGGACACCUCCGACAACUCUGAGCUUGUUAAAACGCCCAAGGAGUACCUCACUAUGCUGAUGCCGCCGCUGGCAGAAGAAAAGUUCGUAAAGCCCGUCGGCCCGAGCAACGUGCUCUCCAUGGCCCAACUGCGGACGCUCCCACUUGGAGAACAGAUCAAGACGCUGAUGAAGAACGUCAAGGUGAUCCAGUUCGCCAGCCUUAUGGGCCUGCUGGCCUCAGGCAGCGACUCUGUCACGGUGCUGCGCUGCAUCCAGCAGGUGGCGUUGCUAGUCCAGGGCAACUGGGUGGUGAAGAGUGAUGUUCUGUAUCCCAAAAACACGUGCAGUCCUCACAGCGGUGUUGCGGCUGAUGUGCUGUGUCGGGGGCGGGACUUUGUGAUGUGGCGCUUCACUCUAGAACGUUCCCUGAUGAGAAAGGAAGUGACAGCCAUGAUCAAACUUCCUCCGGAGGAUGUGAAGGACUUCUUGGAGCAGGUGGCGGUGCCGCGAGUCAACCGCGGCUGGGAGUUCCUGCUGCCCGCCGACGUCGAUUUUGUCAAGAAACACGCCGACGUGGCCCAGCGGCAGCAAAUGCUGUGGUUGGGCAUCCAGAGCAAGUUGGAAAAAGUCUUCAACUUCUCUAAGGGUGAUUUCCUGCCAAAGAAUUCUCCGCUGCCUGAGCCGGUCCACAUCAGCGGCGAGCGGCGUCUGAAGUUGGCCCAGGAUCGUGCUCAGGAGAAGCAGGCUUCUCUCCAAAUGGAUCUGGAGGCCAAGCGAGCAGGAAGCGGCGGGGUCCGCAUCAAACAGGAGCCCCUAAGCGACGGCGAGGCCGAACCCAUGGACGUCUCCCCUCCACUGCCGUCUUCGUCGGGCAUCCCCAACGGCUCCCUCAACGGCUACCCCGGGGAAGGGCACACAAACGGCGGUAGCCCCUCUAACGUGCCCUCCUCGGAGCUGCUGGACUUUGUGACAAAGACCUUCCGGAACAAUCCAGUGCUGACGCUGAACGAGCUCAAGAGGCUCUUCAGCCUCCACCUGGCCUCCAUUCCGGCAGGACACAUCCCCUUCGGACCCGUGUCGGACCACAUGUUGCAGGACGCCGCGCUGCUCAGCUGCUGCAAACAGAUCGUGGUGCCUUUCCCUGCUCUGACCACGGCAUCUGCCGACGAGCAAAAGGUGUUCGGCUUGUGGGAGACCGGAGAGGACUUCGACAAGCACCGCCGCCUGCUCUACGAGAUGUUCACCAAAACUUACCGUGUGCGGCGGAGCGCGGUGCAAGCCCGGCUCAGCGAGGAGUUUGGAGACGUCUCCAAGGCUGACCUGGACCGGCUGCUCAAGGAAUGCUGUAGCAGCCAUGCCGGCAUGUGGUAUCUGAAAGGAACCAUCCAGUCCUGACCUAUGCAGCCCGCCCCCGGGGGCACCCUCAGCCAAUCACAGUGUCCCGAGGGAGCGCGGCCGAGGUGAGAGCCGGUCGCGGCCGGUCACGACGACGACGUCUGCCGCUGGGAACGCUGAAAAAGAGGUCUUUGAAGGAGAAACGCUCGAAACACAAAUGCAUCAUUAUUUUUGGAGGGUUUGAUUUCUGAAGGACCUUUUUGAAGCCUAAAUGGCUGCCAUUUUGCGUUCAUCUUUUUAAAAAAUAAUGGAUGACAUAAUCCAAAAGACACAAGUUGCCUCAAUCCUGAAAUCAUGUGAUGGCACAUUUCUUUUCCCAUUAACAAAAAAAAAGAAAAACGAGACGAAAACCAUGAGCUAAUUUCAGACUUCAUUGCGCUCUACUACCAAAUCGUGUUCAGAAUGACAGUAGUGGUCAGAAAGUGUGGACAAACUUUUGACUGCUGCAUUUUGUUUGCUUUUCACUCAAAUGUACAAAAACGGUUGUGGAUGAUCAAUUAAAACAAACAAUG
Messenger RNA from Phycodurus eques (leafy seadragon), 2825 nucleotides. RefSeq names its product polymerase (RNA) III (DNA directed) polypeptide E (gene polr3e). The coding region runs from base 247 to 2313 and encodes 688 amino acids. The record is from RefSeq and is a predicted model, not a curated record. Lineage: Eukaryota; Metazoa; Chordata; Actinopteri; Syngnathiformes; Syngnathidae. Gene Ontology annotation, cellular component: nucleus; RNA polymerase III complex. The transcript is spliced from 21 exons. Gene Ontology annotation, biological process: DNA-templated transcription.